Molecule: messenger RNA, 3560 nt
Organism: Hipposideros armiger (great roundleaf bat)
Lineage: Eukaryota; Metazoa; Chordata; Mammalia; Chiroptera; Hipposideridae
Gene: ZC3H11D
Product: zinc finger CCCH-type containing 11D
Exons: 13
Coding region: 947-2077 (376 amino acids)
Biological process (GO): poly(A)+ mRNA export from nucleus
Source: RefSeq, a predicted model, not a curated record
AAAAAAAUUUAAAAGGGGGGUACACCUGAUGCUGGCUGCAAGAUCUCGGGAUCAAAACCUCCUUAGCAUUUAUUGUCAAGAAUCAGCAACUUUUUUUGUUCCUCCAAAGGAAUCCUAAAAAGCAGCUUGUUUCAUGAGUCUCAAGGGACAAUAAUUUAUUAACCCUCACAGCUAUCAACUGUCAUUUCCCAAACUGCCACAGAAUCUUCUAGGUGCAACAUUCAGUCAUUUCUGAGAAAAGAUGAUCUCCUGAAACAUUCCACUUGCUUUUUGAAUCAUAGCAGUCCCUCUCAUCAUUCCUCAAGAAGCACUGUUUGUUUCCGGUGCUUUGGUUUCAUCAGUGCCUGGAGCAAAGCAUCCAGUGGAAACAAGAGUCCAAGUCAGUAGACAGCCACAGGACCAAUUCACAGCUAUAAACUGACCCCCACUCUGAUGGGCAGCAGCCAGCAGUUUUCUCAGAUUUUCAUCAGCCUGAAGAGCCAUCAAGGAGUAACUAGGAGCCCCCGCACUUAAAGUGGUGUUAUUGGAUUACAAACUAGAAGAAAGACUUUCUUCUCUGACUGAUGUAUUAGUGCUGUAGCAUGCACCUAAGAUGAAAGUCACUUAAUGUUCUAGUACUUUUAGUAAAGAUGCUAAGAUGAAAAAAGACCUCAACUGCUGAUUGAAAUGCCUCAUUCUGGGAAUCAGAGUAUUUCACUUUGCUGUCAACAAAUUCUCAAAAUUUGCAAGCGCUCUGGAACCUUUCUGCUUUAGGAAGAAGCUCUUCCUCCUUUUAUGAUGGAUGAAAAAUGAGUGAAAUAUAGCUACAAGAUGAAUAAGUAGUCCAGUUUAUUUUAAGGGUUCCCAGUGCCGGUUCCGACACUGUGAAGAGGCCCUUGGCAGUGACACUGUGUGCUCAUUAUGGCGAGAAGGAAAAUGUUUAGAUCCAUUUUGCAGAUUUAGACACAUGGAAAUGCAGCAAAACUGCAGUAUUUCAUGCUUCUGGGAAACUCAACCUCUUGGUUGUGUGAAGAUCAAUUGUAUCUUUUAUCACAGCAAACCUCGAAAUAUCAAUGGAUUAUUUUUACCACCAAGUAGCAAUAUUGCACAACAGAAAGAAACUCAGGAAGAAACUCCACCCCUGAUCCAGAGUCAGGAACCUCUGAAAACCCAGGAGAAUAUAUCACAACCCAUUCACCAUCCUUUAGUGUUACAAACAAACUUUGAGGAAGAAGAAGAGGAAGGAGACGAGCAAGAUGAUGCUUCUGGUUUAUGGACAAAGACUCCUGAAGAAAUUGAAGAAAAAAGAGCAAUAAGGGAGAUGUGUUAUAAAUCUGGUGAAUACUACAGGUUUCAUACUCCUACAGAUACUUCAUCAUCAAAAAGCAUAGACACUGCAGAAGAAAAGGAGUUAGAAAAGUCUUUGGAAAAUGGCAGGGAAUUGCAAGAAGGAGAUGGUGUUACAGUUCCAACAAAAUUCAGCCUUUCUGAAAAGCAGGGGGAGAUGAAAGCAUCAUUGGAUGGGAAACCAAGGACUGACAUUGCUGCUUUUGAAAAUGGAGGAGGUGAUUGUUACGUUCCACAGAGGAUCAUAUUUCUUGAAGUAGAUGAAAAUCAACCUUUAACUGAAGAAAAAGAAAUCACCAUGUCAAAAUAUUCAAGUACUAAAGUGAAUAAUGUCCAGCCAGUGAGGAAGCCUCAUUUUAAAGGCAUGAAAAAAAGAAAAUGGAUUUAUGAUGAACCGAAGAACUUUCCCAGCCCAGGAAUGCGGAGAGCAGUACAGGCCCCAAAUCCUAAAAGUAAAAUGAGUUACCAUCGCAACAAUAAAACCAGAAAUGCUGAAAAUGCAUCUUCUAUCCGUGUUCAGAGCGAAGCUGUCAAGACUGUCUCAUUAAAUGCACCUCACCGUAGCAGGCCCACAAAUGGGUUCUCCAAUCAGGUCCACGUUCACAAGGAACCCAAACUCCACCUCUGUCCAGAUAAAUAUAUGUCAACGUCAUAUAAUGGUUCAGCCUGGCGAAAAAGAAUUCCUUUUUCAAAAACAUAUUCAAAAACUGAAAAGUUAUAUAUAGAGCCAAGAAGAAAUGGGAGCAAGUAAACCUGGAGAUUGAGAGAAGAGAAAAAUGAGAAAAGAGGAAAGUGCCAAACAUCAUCUGAUUUACAAUCAAAAAUGAAAAGUCAAAGGAUGAGAUAUUCAAGUACUGCAUACUGUAUACUGGGUAGUCAAAGAUGAUAAAAUGCAAAUUCUGAAAAUAAGGUGCAGGAAGUACAUUGUGCUGUUUCAAAACUGAUAAAAAUGUAAAUUGCAAACAGCUGCCUGUGUAUUUAUAUAGGUCUGGAAUUCAUUUGAUGCAUUACCACAAACAUUUAAUAAAAUUUGAAAGUUUGACAAUUAAAAUCAUUCUUUAAUUGUAAACUAAGUUGGAUUGCACAGAUUGAGGAGUGAAAUUGUGUCUUUGAUCUCUGUUUUGCAAUAUUCUUUAUGGAAGAAACCUCCCAUUUUCUUUCUGUCCCUAAGUUUUAAGCUGGGCCUUCAGUAAUAAUAACAGAUAAAGUGUAAAAAAAUUCAGUGCAGUCCCAGGGUUACAGCUUGGUGAUGAGUAUGUUAGAGGAAUUCCAAUAGAAAUACACUUUGAUGUGUUGUAGAGACAGAUUGGUUUAUUAUGCACUGCAGUUGCUGAACAAUGUCUUAUAAUUGACAACUACAAAAUCUCUCUGCUGAGAUAUGCUACAUUCAAUACUGAAAAACAAACAUUUUCUUACUGUGUAAACAAAAAUUAUACAACCGCAUUUGAGAAAAAGACUUGUUAAAGGGGAAAAAUGUGAAUUAAUAAUCUGUUGUCCCAAAAGUCUUUGUGAGGUUUUAAGCCUUUUAUAACUCCAGAAAUAUAAAUGCUUACAAAUGUAGGCGAAACAUCAUUGAAAACUUAUUUCCAUUUCUUUUGCACUUGUUUAGAAUUGUGUAUCUUGAAUAAUAUUUUUAAUUUAAUUUUUAAAAUUGCAUCUGCAGAGUGACUGAAACAAAAACUUAAAAUUAAAAAUGUAUUCUUCACAUGUAAAGACAAAUAUGAGAACAGUGUAAGUAAUUAAUUUGUCAAAUGAUGUUUUUGUAAGUUUGUAGCCUUAGUACUUCUGAGUUCAUUAAAGCUCAAAACUUCACUAAGACUUGGGACAUCUUGUGGUUAUUGGUAGUCUCUUGUUUAAUAUUUAUUGGAGGUGGGGAUCAGGGUUCUUAGAAACUUUUUACUUUAAAACAUUUUAUAAGAUAUGAUUCCAGCUUGUAGCGUAAUAAACCUAGUUUCUGGCUUCUAAUGGUGCUCUCUCUACCCACUUUCAAAAACAUGAGGAUCUAGUCAUUUUGUGUUCACAAAUAGAGUAAAUAGAAAUGAAAACUGUGCCAGCAAAAUACCUUCCUGAGAUAGAUUUGAGAGGGAUGCAAGAAAAGAGCUGAGUUGAAAAGCUGUCUGGAUGGAGGCUCAUAGGAAACAUCCUAUAUUUCCACUUAACAAAUAGAUCUGUGGCUUUCCAAAGUUUCAACUAGUGAUGGAGAAGGAAGAGUUCUAAGAAGGCAAUUCACAACA